GCAUACCCUAGUGUAGUAGACAAUCAAGCAUACAUAGAGAUCCUAUUAAAUUACUAUUUUCAUUCUUAACUGAUUUAUAUGCACGCACCCAAUUUGACUCAGACUCUUGAUUUGUUUGACGGUUGUUAUGGCGGUUGCCAAGGGCUCUGCAGAAUCGGGAGGUCGACUCUCCACCAUUUACAUAGAGGCCGGGGAAAUCUCAGCGGAAAUAGAAGCUUUCACCGUGGAGUCGCUAUGCCAUCAGAACGUGCAAGGCUUCUUCGGAGGCCUUUGCCCCCUAAAAAGAUUCUCCCCAUUGUGAAAUCACUUCCUUCGCAUAUACUUUCAGGUACAAUCAUAGACUCAUUGCCCUCAACAGAGAGAAGGGAUCUGAAGGACAGUGCCACCGAGCGGAGUGAGUCAAGCUGCCACAUGCUUCCUCUUUGGGACUAUGACCCUGCAGCCUUUAGGGCGGCUCCCACUCCCCUGACCUCGGUCCCAUCCAUGCUAAUACCUAAAAUAAUUGAGGGCUUCCCCUGUAAACCGCCACGCACUCUCCCCAAAAUCCCCCUCCUUGACCUCCUCAAGACAGACCCCAGAUACAUCCCCUUUCCCCCUAGCUUUAGCUUCAAUGACUUUCUGCGGGACCCUAAUGGCGGCUGUGGGGCUCAGUCACUAGAGGGCCUGAAGAAAGUGGCCCUGUCUCGCUGCAACUACAGGAAGCUGGUUGGGCUUUUCCUGAUGGAGCUGCACAAAGGGCAGCAGACUGAGGUGUCCAAGCAGCUGAUGUCCACUGAGAAAUUGCCAGAGGCCAAGACCAGGAUCCCACAGAAGCAAAUCAUAUGCGAGCUGGCAGCAUUGAUCCGUAUGGAGGUGCAAACUCAGAUGAUGUGUCGGCGGAGCUGUUUGGGAGAUGGGACCUGCAGGUCUGAACAGAAGUCUGUGGAGAUCUGGGUACCCCCAGGGGAAAGACAAGCUGUUCAGAAGCAGGAAAAUCUAUACCUAGGCAAGAACAUGUUUGCCUUCUAACUUACUAUGACAAAACUAACACUAUUGAGUU
Molecule: messenger RNA, 1039 nt
Organism: Salvelinus fontinalis (brook trout)
Lineage: Eukaryota; Metazoa; Chordata; Actinopteri; Salmoniformes; Salmonidae
Exons: 4
Coding region: 79-1008 (309 amino acids)
Source: RefSeq, a predicted model, not a curated record